UUUUUCAAAAAAACCCAAUCUUUUUGCACGAAUACCCAUCUCUGAAAUUCCAAAUUCAGCCGCCAUGGUUGUAUUAACAAACCCAUCAUCAAUUCCAGAGCAAUUAUCCUCCUCCGGCGCCGAUGUAAUUCCCGUCAUAGACCUAUCAAAUCCCGAUGCCAAAACCCUCCUGGUAAAAGCCUGCGAGGAGCUUGGAUUUUUCAAAGUGGUCGGCCAUGGCGUCCCCUUUGAAAUAAUCUCCAGGCUGGAAACAGAAGCCAAUAAAUUCUUCUCUCUUCCUCUGUUUCAGAAAGAAAAAGCCGGUCCUCCUGACCCCUUUGGGUACGGAAACAGAAGCCUUGGCCCAAAUGGAGACGUCGGUUGGAUCGAAUACUUGAUGUUCACAACCAAUCCAGAUUUUCAUUACCACAAAUUUGAAUCCGUCUUGGGUGAAAAUCUCAUAACCUUUCGAAGUGCUUUGAGUGAUUACUUAAGUGCUGUUAAAAGAAUGGCAUGUGAAAUCCUCGAAGUUCUUGCUGAUGGGUUGAAGAUUCAACCAAGAAACACAUUGAGCAAGAUGCUAAUGGACAAAGAUAGUGACUCUGUUUUUCGUCUGAAUCACUACCCUCCGGCGCCGGCGGCGCCGGCGGCGGUGAAGAAAGAGUUAAUUGGGUUCGGAGAACAUACAGACCCACAAAUCAUAUCAGUUCUAAGAUCAAACAAUAUAUGUGGUCUUGAAAUAUCAUCAAAAGAUGGUAGUUGGAUCAGUGUUCCACCAGAUCAAUGUUCUUUCUUCAUAAACGUGGGAGAUUCAUUGCAGGUGAUGACGAACGGGAGAUUCAAGAGCGUGAAACAUAGAGUAUUGAUUGGAAACAGUAAGAAAUCAAGGGUUUCGAUGGUGUAUUUUGUUGGGCCACCUUUGAGUGAAAAGAUUGCACCUUUACCAUGGCUGAUGAAGGAAGAACAGGACAGUUUGUAUAAUGAAUUUACGUGGUUUGAGUACAAGACUUCUGCAUACAAGUCACGACUAGCUGAUAAUAGGCUCUGUUUGUUUGAGAAAAUUAUUAUUAUUUAAUUCCAAGAUUAUUCUCU
Messenger RNA from Impatiens glandulifera, 1071 nucleotides. Its product is annotated as gibberellin 2-beta-dioxygenase 1-like. Gene Ontology annotation, biological process: response to light stimulus; gibberellin catabolic process. Lineage: Eukaryota; Viridiplantae; Streptophyta; Magnoliopsida; Ericales; Balsaminaceae. The record is from RefSeq and is a predicted model, not a curated record. Bases 65 to 1054 code for a protein of 329 amino acids. The transcript is spliced from 2 exons.